CCAAAAUGGCGGAAGAGUAGACUGAMUUUUGCGGCAAAUUUCAAAUAAUUCUUGCCUUUCUCAUUCUUGGCGAGAAAUUGUAGAAUAUAGACGGUUCUAACGCGUUUUUUGGCCUUCAUUUAUGACUUUUUCGUCCUGAAUUUAUGCAAUUUCCUCGAAGAACAGUCGUCAUUUUCAGYCAUCUAAAUCGUGUUUUUAAAGGAAGACGUGUCAUUCUUGCUGAAUCUGUGGCAGGUUUUUCAUCUAUUAAUCACUCUAACAUGUCAAAUAAAACUCUACCAAGCUGGAAGCAGCCAGAGGGACACGGAGAAUUGAAGAUUUUUAACAGUCUUACGCGAGAGAAGAAUGUCUUUGUACCUCAACAAGGGAGAAGAGUCACAUGGUAUGGCUGUGGCCCUACUGUGUAUGAUGCAUCCCACAUGGGCCAUGCAAG
Molecule: messenger RNA, 433 nt
Organism: Exaiptasia diaphana
Lineage: Eukaryota; Metazoa; Cnidaria; Anthozoa; Actiniaria; Aiptasiidae
Product: cysteine--tRNA ligase, cytoplasmic
Biological process (GO): cysteinyl-tRNA aminoacylation
Cellular component (GO): cytoplasm
Molecular function (GO): cysteine-tRNA ligase activity; ATP binding
Source: RefSeq, a predicted model, not a curated record